UUGUGUGGAAGUUGCUUGUUGAUUUGGGGGCCGUAGUGCUUAUGUUUUAAAAUUCUUCGACGUUCAUUUUGUAUUGGUGCGAAGUAAGACCUGAUACGUGAUUAGGCUUGAAGCUGUCGGAAAAAAAAAUUAAGGUGAUUUGCUGCAAUAUAGACUUAUUGGUUUAAAAAUGGCACGAUUUUUUAUAAGGAAUUUGCAGUAUAAUGAUAUUCCUGCACUUAUCUACCUCCCUCAGUUAGAAGGUAGGGAAAUGGGGCUGGAACCCGAAAUACGAUCUUGGUUGGAAAUGGAUCCCCUUGGUAUCUUCAUUGCCGAAAACUCGGAGACUGGAGAAAUUGCUGGUUGCUGUAGUGGAAUAGCCUUAUCAGAUGAUCACGGCUAUAUUGGCAUGUACGUAGUUCAACGGAAGCACCGAGGUUGUGGACUAGGUAGAAUACUUUGGAAUGCUGCCAUUGCUCGGUUAGGGAAUAGGAAUAUAAGUUUAAGCUCGGCAGAUAAAAUGCUGCCUUUCUACAAAGAGAAAGCCUGGCUUCUCUGUGAUGGCGAAUUGGACAGUGGACUUGUACACAACUGCAAAUGCCAUUCUGCCUGGUAAUACUUUAAACCAAGAUUUGACUUCUCCCUUUCCUAUUGUUGUUGAUCCAGAAGGACCGUUUGUUCAACAUGUUGUCCAAUACGACGCUUCUUUACAUAAAUAUGACCGUUCUCCGAUUGUCAAGGCAACAGUUAAAGAACCAGGAACAGUGACAUUGUUAUCUGUUAUCCAGUGCACCGACGGACAUUUCAAGACAACAGGAUACGCUUGUAUGAAGAAGAGCAUGCAAGGACACUGGUUAAUAGCUCCUGUAUACGCAGAUAACUACAAAUCUGCUUUUGCCUUAAUAUUUGGUUUAUUAAGUGACCUCGAUGACAGUCAGCGAAGAGAAGGAGUAGUGGCUAAACUUACUAGUUCCAACAGCGAAGCAGCCAAAUUGUUUCUCCAAUUUGGAAUGAAGAAAUCGCAAUACCAGCUUCGGCGACUCUUUACAAAACGGGUAUUUGAAAUACCUGAAAGCAAAAUUUUUGCUCUUCAGUCGUCUGUAUUUUGCACGGAAUGAUUUGUUUUAAACCUUUAAAUGUUUAUAUAAACCUUAAAUUCUUUCUUCCAGGAAUUUUAAUUGAGCCGUAAGAGGUGUACCUGUUGCACAGGACUUUAAUAUAGCUCUUCUAAAUUCUGAAUGUUUUAAUUUUUUUAAGUAUUUCGUUAUGCCAGUUCCUAUGUUGUAAUGUAUUGUGAUGAUUUGGCCGACACAUAAAAUAUCUUGUACCAGGCAAUAAUUAUGCAUGAUUAAUGGCCUACAAAUGUUUUAAAAUGUACAUGCAGAGCUAAUCUGUUAAUUACUCUUUUAUAUUGAAAUUGACUUAAGGCCGCAAUUAUUGCAAGUAGCGGUUUAAGUGAAACUUAAAUUUCCUAGUGUAACUUUUGGACUGGUGCAAGGUUUUUUAUUUCCGAAUCUUCUGCCUUUCCCACUCUUAAAAUUUUAUAUUGUAUUUACUAAUAUUCAAUAAAGUAUAUCUAAACUGAA
Stegodyphus dumicola is the source of this 1565-nucleotide messenger RNA. RefSeq lists its product as uncharacterized. The record is from RefSeq and is a predicted model, not a curated record. Gene Ontology annotation, molecular function: acyltransferase activity, transferring groups other than amino-acyl groups. Lineage: Eukaryota; Metazoa; Arthropoda; Arachnida; Araneae; Eresidae.